AUGCCUGCCGAAGAGUCCAAACCCCUUGACCCGGCCGUCAAAGACGCCAACGACACCCUUGCCGAGGCGAGCGACAAGGGCAAGGGCAAGGAAGUCGAGGUCGAGUCCGAGGACGAUGAGGAGGAGGAUGCGCCCGAGACGGCACCCGGCGCAACUGCAGAUGCUCCCAAGAAGAAGAAGAAGAAGUCCAAGAGAAAGAAGGUCAAGGAUGCGCUCACCGGCAAGCCCAGCGACCCGGAGGCUGCCAUCAAGGAGGCCAUCGGUGGUCUGACGCCCCAACAGCUCACUGAGCUUCUCGCCCUGAACCCGGCGUUGGCGAACGAGCUCGGCGUUGGAAGCUCUAGCAACAAGUCGGCCGAGGAGACCGCUGCGGCGAUGAAGAACUUGAACCUGCAGGACAUCAUGACGGGUCUGGCCUCGGCUGGCAAGAACGCCAAGGAUAUGGCGAGCUACAAGUUCUGGGCCACGCAACCCGUGCCCAAGUUUGGUGAGGCGGAAGCUAAGGUUGAGGAUGGUCCAAUCCGCAUUCAAAAGGUGGAAGAGGUUCCUACGGAGGCGUCGCCAAUGGUCGCUGGCUUCGAGUGGGUUACAAUGAACCUCGAGGACGAGGGGGAGAUGAAGGAGGUGUACGAGCUGCUCAACGGCCACUAUGUCGAGGACGACGAGGCCAUGUUCCGCUUCAAUUACUCACCAGCCAUGCUUAAAUGGGCCCUCAUGGCUCCUGGCUGGCGCAAGGAGUGGCACGUUGGUGUUCGCGCAACGCAGUCUAGAAAGCUCGUUGCCUUCAUUUCCGCCAUCCCCGUCAACCUGCGCGUGCGCAAGAACGUCGUCACUUGCUCUGAGGUCAAUUUCAUGGUUGUUCACAAGAAGCUCCGUGGCAAGCGCCUCGCUCCCGUGCUGAUCAAGGAGAUCACGCGCCGCAGCAACCUGCGCGAGAUCUGGCAGGGUCUCUACACGGGUGGUGUGGUGCUGCCCAAGCCCGUCAGCACAUGCCGUUACUUCCACCGCGCCCUCAACUGGCAGAAGCUGUACGAGGUCGGUUUCAGCCCGCUGCCCCCCAAUAGCAAGCCGCAGUACCAGAUUCGCAAGUACCAGCUUCCGGAUAACACGUCGAUCAAGGGCCUCCGCGAGCUCCAGGAGAAGGACCUUGAUGCCGCAAACGAACUUCUGGCCAAGUACUUGAAGCGUUUCGACAUGGCCCCUGAGUUCUCCAAGGACGAGUUCAGGCACUGGUUCCUGCACGACAAGAAUGCCCCUGGCGAGCAGGUCAUCUGGACAUAUGUCGUUGAGACCAACGGAAAGAUCACCGACUUCUUCUCCUUCUACUGUCUCGAGUCCACCGUGAUCAACAGCUCAAAGCACCAAGUCGUUCGUGCCGCCUACCUCUGGUACUACGCCUCCGAAGUUGGCCUGACCACGCCCCUCGACAAAGCCGCCCUGAAGACACGAUUGAACUCUCUUAUUGGCGACGCCCUGAUCUUGGGCAAGAAGAACAAGUUCGAUGUCUUCAACGGCCUGUCGCUGCUCGACAACGGCCUCUUCCUGGAGCAGCAGAAGUUCGGCCCCGGUGACGGCCAGCUCCACUACUACCUCUUCAACUACCGUGCGGCCCCUAUUGCUGGCGGCGUGGACCGGAGAAACAAGCUCGACGAAGAGAACCUGAGUGGCAUUGGCUUGGUAAUGUUCUGUAUGCAUACCGGCGUUAGGGGAUGA
This is a messenger RNA of Colletotrichum abscissum, 1713 nucleotides long. RefSeq lists its product as uncharacterized. The record is from RefSeq and is a predicted model, not a curated record. Gene Ontology annotation, molecular function: glycylpeptide N-tetradecanoyltransferase activity. Bases 1 to 1713 code for a protein of 570 amino acids. Gene Ontology annotation, biological process: N-terminal peptidyl-glycine N-myristoylation. The transcript has 4 exons. Gene Ontology annotation, cellular component: cytoplasm. Lineage: Eukaryota; Fungi; Ascomycota; Sordariomycetes; Glomerellales; Glomerellaceae.